AGGGGACAGCGAUAGCUAAAUUCUUUUACACCAAAGACUUUCCAAAAGAACAUUGAUGCUGGCCAAAUUGCCAAAAACAUCUUUCAUAUACACUACUAGAAUUCGAACUCUUGACUAGAUCCUUAAACAAUCUAAUUAAAUCUCAACUAUCCUAGGUUUUGGAAACAUGCCUCUUUUUUUUCGUUAUAUACUUAAAAAUGCAGUUUUGGCCGGCAAAAGAAAGAGAAUCUUUUGGCCGGCAAAGGAAUCAAGCAACUCACAACUUGGCCUGUUAAACAAAAACUUAAAUCUCAUUCCCUUUUCCUAAAUUAAAUUCUUAAAGGAAGUAUUUAAUUUUGAUACAGGUGUAAAAUCGUCCACUCACAUUUGUUCUUUUGCAUGAUCAUUUAUGGAAUCAAUAUAAAAAGGAGUUAUUUUAACUGAUGUGAAAUUACGUAAUUACUUGUUCCAUGUAUGGUUAGAGACUUGUUUUCCUUGUGUAAAGAACAACACAAAGAAAGUUGAGUGAUUGAAGAAGCACAACAUAGUUCCUCAAACUAGAUUAGUUUAAUUCCUAUAGCUGUUGAUCUAUAUACUGUAGUAAAUAACAGACAUCUAAAAAUAGAAAGCAGUUGAUUUGCCGUCUCGACGAAUAUUUGCUAUAAUUAUUAAUUUGUAAAUUGGCCUUAUAUAGAAAGGGAUGAGAUAGCUUGGUACACCUUAAACAUCAUUCAUGAUGUGUAUACAUGAUGUUGUGGACCAAGCAAGGUUAGUGUGCAUUUAACUUCUAAGCACAUUCACACAAAGAAGACACUCAUUCAGAUCAGAGUGAAUAAAGAAUGGCUUCAUUUUCAGUAGAGGAAUUCAUAGGAAAUGGAGUUUUGAAGGAACUGCUUCCUAAUUUGUUGGAAGAAGGUUGGGAAGAUGUGCCAACCCUCAAGGUUAUGAAUUCAGAGGAUAUGGAUUCAAUGAACAUGACACAAAAACAAAAGGAGGCACUUGGAAUCAGGACAUACCUGCAUGAUUGCGGAUUGAUGCAAUAUGCAGAUAAGAUAGAGGCCUGCGGGAGAAGUUUGCCGGAGCUUCUCAAUUUAAGCACUAUAGAUCUUUCUGCUCAGUUUGACAUGAAGAGGGGUCAUAUCGCCCGCUUCAUCAACAGAACCAGAUUCAGUGACCCCCACGGAUUACAAGCACUCUCUGCUAGAAGAACCAGCAUGAGCUACAAAGAAGAUAGGAUCCCAAAGCGCCUUUUAUCUAAUGGCUCCAAUAGCAUGAUGAGAUCAAAUGAAUACUCACUGGCUGAACCUAAGAUUAAAGAAGGAUAUGUCUUCAAAGGGAUUGUGGCUAGUGAGCCAGCUGAUCCUAGAGCAUGUGGCUGCGUGAAACCUCCUCCAGCCGUUGACCAAGUUGCUCCAUAUUCUGCUAUUGAAAAUAUAUCAGUUCAAAAGCUAACACCGGAGUAUAAGAUUGGCAUGGAACCAUUGGUGAAAACCAAGACUCCUCCAAUGAAGGCUUCAGAACUAUGGCGACAUAAACCAGCUGUUUUCCUAUGUCUACGACGGCCAGGGUGCAUCAUGUGUAGAGCAGAAGCACACAAACUUUUCUCCCAGAAACCAAUAUUUGAUGCACUUGGGGUUCAACUAUUUGCUGUUCUUCAUGAGCACAUAGAGGCAGAGGUCAAAGAUUUCUGGCCUAGAUACUGGGGAGGUGUUGUACUUUUCGAUCGGGGAAGGGAUUUCUUCAAAGCUCUUGGAGGGGGCAAUCUGCUCAAGGAAAAGUUCCUAACGGGAUUUCUGUUGAAUCCUCGAGCAAUUUCCAAUUACAAGCGAGCCAAGAAUAUGGGAAUUCAGCAGAACUUCAAAGGCGAAGGCGAAAUAAAGGGUGGACUAUUCAUAGUAGGGAGUGGAAAGGGUGGAAUCGCUUACCAAUUUAUUGAGAGGAACUUUGGUGAUUGGGCACCCCUGGCUGAAGUCAUUGAGAUCUGCACUCAGAUGCAGGUAAUUAAUCAUUGUUUCCUCCUUUUCAAUAUGAUUGUUGGUCGCUAAUAAUAGUUUUCUUUCGGAUUUUACUAUAUUUUCUGAACCUGAUGCAGAACCAACAGCAAGGUUAGAGGGAGUUUAACCAGCCAUGAAACAAAUGCAUUCACUAGUUCACUAGAAUUCAGUUUCUUGCGAUAAUUCCAUCUCGACUACAGCCAGUACAAUGAUCUUUGCACUCUAGAAGUCUGAAGCAGCUCAAGUAGCCUGAAUUGAGCAACUCUACUUUGACUUCCAAUAUAAAUUAUGCAAAUCAGAUACAUUACUUUUUUACCUUUC
Molecule: messenger RNA, 2294 nt
Organism: Arachis ipaensis
Lineage: Eukaryota; Viridiplantae; Streptophyta; Magnoliopsida; Fabales; Fabaceae
Source: RefSeq, a predicted model, not a curated record